Messenger RNA from Penicillium cataractarum, 2397 nucleotides. RefSeq names its product Zn(II)2Cys6 transcription factor domain-containing protein. The coding region runs from base 1 to 2397 and encodes 798 amino acids. The transcript has 6 exons. The record is from RefSeq and is a predicted model, not a curated record. Lineage: Eukaryota; Fungi; Ascomycota; Eurotiomycetes; Eurotiales; Aspergillaceae. Gene Ontology annotation, biological process: regulation of DNA-templated transcription. Gene Ontology annotation, molecular function: DNA-binding transcription factor activity, RNA polymerase II-specific; zinc ion binding.
AUGGACUGUGGAAGCGCUGCAACGGCUGCGGGGAUCGACCCCAAAAUUCUCGAUAAUUGGCAAACCGACGGUGCCUUUUCUGUCGCCUCGUGGGAACACCUUGGAUACGAUCAACCUCCCGAAUGGGAUACCAGCCAGGAAUCAAGCCAGUGCGCCGAUGUCGCCGACCUAGGCGCUUUUCACGACCCCCCUCACGGGUGCGCAUCCAUCCUCAUCCGAGUCAUCGCCGCGGAGGUGAAUCACGAUGUAACGGAGAACUUCAACUACACCGAUGGCGUUGUCGAGGGUACUGGUAGCGGCACUAUCAGCCCUCGCACGCUGCCCUCGUCGGCCGACGACAACUUCCACGCCGAGGAAACGUGGCCGCACUUCCAACUGUUCAACUCGGUCGCAGCCGGCGUGAACCUCGAACACCCGAUGCUCUUCCCGUAUGGCAAAGCCCCGAACAACUCGACCGGCGCCGUGAUCGUGGAGGACGUGGGAGAAAUGCCCCAGGGUCAAGGAUUUUCGGAUGCUUCGGCCGAGGCCAUCAUGUUCCAGCAGAUCCCGCCAUCGUUCCCCAUGAUGGCAGAUCAGUGGCCCGAGGUCCCCCAUGGAAUUUCCUUGGAGAACAUCCCCGGACAAGGACCCAUUCCGCUGGCGAUCAACCAGAGUAACGCCAAGAGCCAUAGUUUGCGCGACUUCCAACCAUCCAUUCGAUCGCUCGAGUCCCGAUGGCUGAACAGUCUGGAGUCGCAACUCCCCGUGUCGCAGAUGACUCCGGCGGCUCUCCACACUGCUCAGAAGAACGGGCAGACCGCGCAAGACGGAUUCCAGUACAAGUCAGAGAGCUCUUCAGUUUCAGGCGACCUUUCUGGAAUCUAUGAGUGCUCAUACUCUGUCACCAGUGAGGAUGUUCCGGCGUUUGCGGAUCGCCAAUUGGAAGAUGAUGCUCAGUGGAAGAUUCCCACUCCCGAUGCGAGCUCCCCGGAGAGUGCGCAGUCGAUGGCCAAGGCUACUGCAUUCAUGGUCAGCGAGACCCUUCCCGAAUCUCUCAUCAGCACCAUCCCCUCGCGAUCCCGGGCCUCCUCAUCGGCUGGUCAGCGCCCAUCGGGCCGCCCCAUGGCUCUUGCCAUGCAGUCUGUGGCUACUGUGCGGAAGCGCAAAAACCGCUCUGCAGGGUCCUCCAUGGACCAGGCUCUGCCAAAGCCUUUGCAGAUCGUCCAGGAGGAUGGACAGGGUGGAUCUAUCGCGUCUGCCGAUUUCGUUUCUCCUCCACGAGGCGCUCGCCGUAAGGGUCCUUUGAGCAUGGUCGGGCGCGCCAAUGCCGGCCUGCGCCGUAAGAACAAGGACACCUGUGUCCAGUGCCGGUUGAAUAAGCGCAAGUGUGAUGGAAGCUCACCAUGCGAUGCCUGCCGACCCACCCUCAACGAGCAACCCUGCGCCCGUGCCUGCUUCUCCAGCAUCGUAGAGUUUGGAACUUGCAACUAUAUCUCUCAACGAGCUGUCAACCACCCAACGGUGGAUGGCGCUAGCAGAGUUCGGAUGGAAAUCCCAUCAGAGUUCGAUUUGAGUCAACUUUUGUCGUUCCUCAACGAACGCCAGGGACGGUUCAACAUUCGUGCCAGCCAGGGCUGGGGCUCUUUGUACAUUCUCGACCUCGGCGAGACCUACAAGUUCCUCAAAGGCCUGAGCGAGUACAAUGGCAACUCGAAGUCGACUUUCCUCGAUUUCAUUGACCGUCGUAUCGUUGAGUCCAAGGACAAGUCUAAGAAUUGGUUGUCCUGUGUCAAGGACUGUGACCCGAUGACCCAAGCCUACACUCUGCUCUCGCGUUGGAACAACAUGCCUUCCCGCGCCAAGUACACAUUCGUCCCUCUCGACGGCAAUGGCGAGGAACGCCCCAUGGACAUCAACAAUCCGGAAGAGCGACGCGACAUUUUGUUGGCCGCACAACUCUCCCGCAUUGUCUGCCGCAUGCUCGAAGUGGAGGGUUUCCGCAAACUCGAGCGCGACUUCUAUAACAUCAAGUGGAAGCAGAUCUCGCACGAGACCCACAUUCGCUUCCUGGGCGAACUGGGCCAGAUCCUCCUCACACUGCGGUGGCGUGUGUCCUGGUGGAAGCGUCUGGGUGACGGUGGUCAAGCCCCCGACCCAUCGCAGCAGCACUACAUCGACCGUGUCGACCUCCUGUGUCGCAUCCUGUACGUUUACUACACCUGCGUACUGGCAAAGCUGCCAUCCUGGUCGACCGCCGAUGUGCCCAAGGGAAUCUGGUCCACCUACGCGGACUCGGAGAACGCAGUUUGGGAUGAUUUCCCAUCCGAUGCUUCCGAUGCAGGAUUCCAGUCUUGGCUGCAGCGUGGCCAGGAGCUGAUUGAGCAGGCCGGCGUUCCGGCUAAGGUCUCCAAACACUAA